Messenger RNA from Aricia agestis (brown argus), 2131 nucleotides. Its product is annotated as ESF1 homolog. Gene Ontology annotation, molecular function: RNA binding. Gene Ontology annotation, biological process: rRNA processing. Gene Ontology annotation, cellular component: nucleus. The record is from RefSeq and is a predicted model, not a curated record. The transcript has 8 exons. Bases 97 to 2124 code for a protein of 675 amino acids. Lineage: Eukaryota; Metazoa; Arthropoda; Insecta; Lepidoptera; Lycaenidae.
AGGUUAUGUUUUCAGUCUUGCACUUGUACCUGUAUACUAUUUUAUUGACUGUUAAUUUUUUGAUUUUAGUUCUCAGUAAGAAAAAGUAUAUUUAAAAUGGGCGAUAUACUAAAGGAUAGUCGUUUCACGAAGUAUCUAAACGAUCCUCGUUAUAAACAGAUACCUAAACAUGAAAGAAAAGUUAAAAUAGAUAAAAGGUUUCAGUCCAUGUUCAGUGAUGAUAAGUUUAAAGUAAAAUAUAGUGUAGAUAAGCGUGGAAGACCUAUCAACGAAACAUCUACGGAGAAUUUACGAAAGUACUACGAUUUAGAUGAUUCCGAAGACAGUUCUGAAGAUGACCAGCAGCAGGACGAUCAAGGAACAAAUCAAGAAGAAAACGAACCAGGACGUUUUGUGAAACGAGUUGACAAACACAAAGAAAAAGAAACAGACCCCGUAAAAUUUCAGAAUGACAAACUUAUUCGAGGAGCCCUAGAUUCUAAAACAAAAACGAGAUUGCUUGAUUUAGACAUUGACUACGCUAGAGGAGAAGGUGUGCUAGUAACUGAUUCUUCUAGUGAUGAAGAAAGUAGUGAGGGUGAGGAUGAGAGUGAGCUGGAACAUGAGUGGGGAGAACUCGAUGCUGAUGCUGAAACUACUGAUGAAUCUACCAAAAGAAUCGCUAUCUGCAACAUGGAUUGGGACAACAUUAAGGCAACGGAUCUCAUGGUGCUUCUGAGCUCAUUUCUACCACCGGGAGGUGUUAUUCAUCAUGUUACGAUUUAUCCUUCGGAGUAUGGUUUGAAGAGAAUGCAAGAGGAAGAAGUGAGGGGCCCGAUUGAACUGACAGAAGAUAAACAGCAUGACAGUGGUCUCUCCGAUGAUGGUGGAAAUGAGGAAGGAUCAACAUACCACAUGGAGAAGCUGAGGCGUUACCAGCUAAACCGUCUGAAGUACUACUACGCGGUGGUGGACUGUGACACCGUCGCCACGGCCGACAAGUUGUACAGCGAGUGCGACGGCCUCGAGUACGAGAGCAGCGCCACCAAACUCGACAUGAGGUUUAUACCCGACGACGUGGAAUUCGAUCAGGAGCAGCGAGAGAGGUGUGACAAACUGCCGGACCUUAAGAAGUACAAGCCGCGGCUGUUUACGACGACGGCGCUGCAGCAGGCCAAGGUGGAUCUGACGUGGGACACCACCAACCCCAACCGCACAGAGGCCAUCCGGGACGCGCUCACAGGGAAUAUCAACGAUGACCUUAACGAGUACCUGGCUUCGAGUAGUGAAGAUGAAGCGUCAGAAAAGGAAGAUUUACCCCAAUCGGAUAAUGAAACUGAUGAUCCCAUACAAAAGUAUAAAAUGUUGUUACAAGACAUUGAAAAGAAAGAGGAAAAGAAAAACAACAAAGACAUGGAGAUGGAAAUUAGCUGGGGAGUCGGGAUCAAGGAGAAGGCUGAGGAGUUAAUCAAGAAAAAGAUCAACGAAGACACGAAGACUUUGACGCCUUUCGAAAAAAUCAUACAGAAGAGAAAGGAAAAGAAGAAGCAGAGGAAAAUGCAAAAGAAACAAAACACAGAAGACGGCGACGGCGUCGAUAGUGAUGACGACGUGCCGUCAGACGUCGACAUGAACGACCCCUACUUCGCAGAAGAAUUCAACAAACCAGAAUUCAAGAGUAAAAAGUCUAAAAACAAGAAAGAAUCCAGCGACGAACGAUCCGAUGCAGAAGAAGAGAAGAGAAAAGCAGAACUGGAACUCCUUCUCGACGACGACGAUGGCAAAGAACAUUUCAGCCUCAAGAAAAUACAAGAGUCGGAGGACGCGAGCAAGAAAUCCAAAAGGAAAAAGAAGCUGCGGGAAAAAAUGAAGGAACAAAAGGAAAAGUUGCCCGAUUUCGAUAUGGAUCUCAACGACAAUAGAUUCGCCGCUUUGUACGAGUCGCACCAUUUCAAUAUAGACCCUAGUGACCCUAAUUUCAAAAAGACGAAGAAUAUGGAGAAGCUGAUACAAGAGAAAUUAAAGAGGAGACCCGUCGAUUUACCGGACUCGGUACCCACGCCAAAAAAAUGUAAGGAAGACAUUGAACUAGACAUUUUAGUGAAAAAUAUCAAGAGAAAGUCGAAAAAUAUUAAAAGUAAAUAAAUUUUAA